Messenger RNA from Cryptococcus wingfieldii CBS 7118, 3645 nucleotides. RefSeq names its product pre-mRNA-splicing factor RSE1. Gene Ontology annotation, cellular component: nucleus; U2 snRNP. The record is from RefSeq and is a predicted model, not a curated record. Gene Ontology annotation, biological process: mRNA splicing, via spliceosome. Gene Ontology annotation, molecular function: protein binding; U2 snRNA binding. The transcript has 20 exons. Lineage: Eukaryota; Fungi; Basidiomycota; Tremellomycetes; Tremellales; Cryptococcaceae. Bases 1 to 3645 code for a protein of 1214 amino acids.
AUGCACCUCCUCAACCUCACCCUCGCCUCCCCGACAAAUGUCACCCAGGCGGUCGUCGGCAACUUUUCCGGCGUCAAGAGCCAGGAGAUUCUCAUUGUCAGAGGAGGCACGAAGCUGGAGAUUGCAAAGUUCAAUGCUGCUACUGAGCAAUUGGAUACUGUCUGUUCAACAGAGGCUUUUGGUGCUAUCCGCAAUGUGGCUGGAUUUAGGCUUGCAGGAAUGACAAAAGACUACAUUGUGACCACUUCCGAUUCUGGUAGAUUGUCAAUCAUUGAAUUUGUCGUCACUCCGACUCCGCACUUUGAGAGCUUGUUCCAGGAAGUCUUCGGAAAGUCUGGAAGCAGGCGAGUUGUACCAGGGCAGUUCUUGGCUGUUGACCCGAAAGGUCGAAGUUGUCUCGUUGGCGCGUCAAAAUUGGUCUAUGUCCUGAACAGAAACGCGGAGGGCAAGCUUUUCCCUUCUUCACCCCUGGAAGCGCACAAGAACCAUACCAUUGUCACUCACAUCGUUGGCGUGGACCAGGGAUAUGACAACCCCCUGUACGCUGCUUUGGAGACCGACUACGGGGAGUCCGACCAAGACCCAACCGGCGAAGCUUUUGACAACACGCAAAAGUACUUGACGUUCUACGAACUCGAUCUUGGUUUGAAUCACGUAGUCAGGAAGUGGAGUGAGCCUACGGAUCGGAGAGCGAACCUUCUAGUUCAAGUACCUGGAGGGCAGAAUGCUAGCUCUGACAGAUUCGAUGGCCCCUCUGGUGUACUCGUGUGUACUGAGGACCACAUUAUCUGGAAACACAUGGAUGCCGAUGCUCAUCGGGUCCCCAUCCCAAGACGUCGAAACCCGCUCGUCCAAAGAGGCGAAAGGAGCAGGGGCCUGAUCAUCGUGGCGACUGUCAUGCACAAAGUUAAGGGCGCCUUCUUCUUCUUGCUGCAAUCAGAGGAUGGAGACUUGUAUAAGGUGUGGAUAGAGCACAAUGGUGAGGAUGUUGUAUCUCUCAAGAUCAAAUAUUUCGAUACCGUCCCAGUGGCCAACAGCCUUGUCAUCUUGAAGAGAGGGUAUCUAUAUGUUGCGAGUGAAUUUAGUGACCAGAACUUGUACCGAUUCGAGCAGCUUGCCGAAGAUGACGGAGAACAGGAAUGGUCAUCGACCGACUAUGCCGACAACGGCUACAGCGACGCACCCCUUCCUUUCGCCUUCUUUACUCCUCACGAACUCAAGAAUCUUGCGCUCGUCGAGAGCCUUCCGUCCCUGGAUCCUGUGACAGACGCUCAUGUCGUAAACCUACUUGGUGACAACUCGGACACACCCCAAAUCUACGCUGCUUGUGGGCGAGGUGCUAGAAGCACAUUCAGGACGUUGAAGCACGGUCUGGAUGUAUCCGUCAUGGUCAGCUCGCCUUUGCCAGGAAUGCCCACGAAUGUGUGGACCCUAAAAGUGACAGAUGAGGACGAUUACGAUUCCUACAUCGUUCUUUCUUUCCCCAACGGCACUUUGGUGUUGUCCAUCGGCGAAACAAUCGAGGAAGUGAGCGACACUGGGUUCCUCUCGACCGCUCCAACCCUUGCUGUGCAGCAAAUAGGCGACGCUGGUAUCUUGCAGGUCCAUCCCUUGGGUCUCCGCCACAUCCGUGGGGCUGAUCGAGUGGAUGAGUGGCCUGCUCCACCUGGUGUCAAGAUUCUUGCUGCUACCACCAACAAACGACAGGUGGUCAUCGCGCUGAGCACAGCUGAGUUGGUCUACUUUGAGCUGGAUUCUGAAGGAAGCCUCAGCGAGUACCAAGAGAGGAAAGCGCUGCCGGGCAAUGCCACGUGUGUCAGUAUUGCAGACGUACCGGAAGGAAGAAGGAGGACGCCGUUCUUGGCUGUUGGCUGUGACAACCAAACCGUUUCCAUCAUCUCAUUGGAGCCCGACAGUACUCUCGACACUUUGAGUUUACAAGCCCUGACUGCCGCUCCUGUUUCCAUCUGCCUAGCGGAGAUCUUCGAUACAAGUAUCGACCAAAAUCGCGCAACCAUGUUCCUCAACAUUGGUCUCGCUACUGGUGUUUUACUCCGUACAGUCGUUGACCCCGUCGACGGGUCUCUUUCCGAUACCCGACUCCGCUUCCUCGGUGCUGCUCCCCCCAGGCUCGUGCGGACGACCGUCCAUGGUCAACCCAGUGUUUUGGCUUUCUCCAACAGGACUUGGUUGUUGUACACCCACCAGGAUAUGCUCCAAACCCAGCCGCUUAUCUACGAUAAGCUGGAGUGUGCGUGGGCAUUGUCAGCUGCCAUGUGCCCUGAUGGUCUGAUUGGUAUAUCUGGUAAUACUUUGAGAAUCUUUACCAUCCCCAAGCUCGGUGAGCGACUGAAGCAGGACUCUAUCUCCCUCGAUUACACACCUCGAAAAUUCAUCAGCCACCCAUAUAACCCGGUCUUCUACAUGAUCGAAGCAGACCAUCGUGUCUAUGGCCCGCCAGCUAUUGAGCGUAUCCUUCAGGAGAAAGUGAAAAACCCAACUCAGACGGCCUUGGAACUUCUCGAGCUCCCCCCUCAAGAAUUUGGUCGUAUAAGAGCAUCUGCUGGUCGCUGGGCGUCAUGUGUGCGAGUCCUUGAUCCUGUUGUAAACGAGAGUCUGCAAGUCCUGCAGCUAGACGAAGACGAAGCAGCGUUCUCUAUCACGAUCGCGUACUUCGAGCGAGGUGGUGGCUUGCCAUACCUCGUUGUCGGCACUGGCGUCAAGACCACUUUGCAACCUAAGGGAUGUGCAAACGGCUGGCUGAGAGUCUACGAGAUUCGAGACGAGGGCAGAUAUUUAAACUUUUUGCAUAAAACCAAGACCGACGAUGUGCCUCUUGCUAUGGCAGGAUUCCAGGGCUUCUUGUUGGUCGGUGUCGGAAAGUCCCUGAGACUUUACGAAAUGGGUAAAAAGGCUUUGCUCAGGAAAUGUGAGAACAACGGUUUCCCAACCGCCGUCGCCACAAUCAACGUUCAAAACGCCCGAAUCAUCGUGGGCGACAUGCAAGAAUCCACCUUCUAUUGCGUUUACCGAUCCCUCCCGACAAGACAACUUCUAAUCUUUGCCGAUGAUCCCCAACCUCGCUUCUUGACCUGUGUCACCAAUGUCGAUUAUGAGACUGUCGCCUGUGGUGACAAGUUUGGCAACAUUUUUAUCAAUCGACUGGAUCAAAGAAUAUCAGAAAAGGUGGAUGAUGACCCCACCGGUGCUACUAUAUUGCAUGAGAAAGGCUUCUUGAUGGGCGCUUCCCAGAAGCUAGAUCUCUUAGCGAUCUACAAUGUCGGCAGUGUCGUGACAUCUAUAUCGAAGGUUCCGCUUGUAGCGGGAGGUCGAGAGGUUCUGGUGUAUACCACCAUUUCAGGGGCGGUCGGCGUCCUGAUACCCUUCAUCUCAAUGGACGACGUAGAAUUCAUGACCACACUCGAGAUGCACAUGAGAACACAAAACACAUCCCUUGUUGGUCGGGAUCAUCUGGCAUACAGAGGCUACUACGCCCCUGUCAAGAGUGUCAUUGAUGGAGACCUCUGCGAGAGCUUUAGCCUCUUGCCGUACUCGAAACAACAAGCGAUUGCGGCGGACCUGGAUAGGAAUGUGGGAGACGUGUUGAAGAAGUUGGAGCAGAUGAGAACGAGCAGUGCCUUCUAG